CUUUGAUCAUCUUGGGGGCGGGGAGGGGGGGGGCAAAAAAACAACCCCCCACCCAGCCAAACUUUCAGAGUCCCCUCCAGGCGAUGCACGGCUUUGCCUCCGAGGGAGCCGCCCGGCAGCUGCACCUGCCCGACUGUUAUCACACCCAGCGCCGUGUGCGUGAUCAAUAACUCCGUCUGCUACCCGCGCAACAGAGGGGGCCCGUUGUGAGCGCAUCCCAAAGCCCCGCUAACCAGCGCGCCCGCUCUGAGGGCUGCCCGGCCGGGUCCCCCCCCCCCUCCGCCUGCACCGCGCCCUCCGGCAAGGGAGAGACGAACCCCCAAAGCUCGCGGGUUUGGGGGGUGGCGGUAGAUUCCGGGGGGGAGAGGCUCCCACUCGGGGUAGCCAGGAGCUGUGUAGACACCAUGACCUGCAAGCUCUCUGUGUUGCUCGGACCUGAAAUCUAAGCGAAUAAUCUCAGCGUUCGCGUAGCUGCUGGUGCUGGUGAUGUUAUUGGUGAAGAGGAGGCGAGGGGGGUUUCCUUCCAUUCAAUGGGUCUGAAAUCAGAGUCUCUGGACCGCCGUUGUUUUGGAAUAUCUACAUGCUGAGCCUCUUUGGGGUGGCACAUCAGCUCAUCGGGGUGCACCAUCUGAAGAGAACAAGAUGUUCCUUGCUACCUUAUACUUCGUUUUACCCUUAAUGGACGUACUUUUGUCCGCAGAAGUGAGCGGGCUGCCUGGCGGGGACCGCCUGGACUGCGUGCGAGCCAGCGAUCAGUGUCUCAAGGAGCAGAGCUGCAGUACUAAAUACAGGACACUGAGGCAGUGUGUAGCCGGCAAAGAGAGCAACUUCAGCCGGGCGACCGGCCUGGAGGCGAAAGACGAGUGCAAAAGCGCCAUGGAGGCGCUCAAGCAGAAAUCUCUUUACAACUGCCGCUGCAAGAGGGGCAUGAAGAAGGAGAAAAACUGCUUGCGCAUUUACUGGAGCAUGUACCAAAGCUUACAGGGAAAUGACUUGCUUGAAGAUUCCCCCUAUGAACCAGUUAACAGCAGAUUAUCAGACAUAUUUAGGCUAGCACCAAUCGUAUCAGUGGAGCCAGCACUUUCAAAGGGGAACAAUUGUUUGGAUGCAGCAAAAGCCUGUAACCUAAAUGAUACCUGCAAGAGGUUCAGAUCUGCUUAUAUAACCCCCUGCACCAGCAGUACAUCUAAUGAAAUCUGCAACAAGAGGAAGUGUCAUAAGGCUCUCCGUCUAUUUUUUGACAAAGUUCCCCCAAAGCACAGCUAUGGGAUGCUCUUCUGCUCCUGUCGAGACAUAGCCUGUACAGAAAGGAGACGGCAGACUAUUGUUCCUGUGUGUUCGUAUGAAGACAAGGAGAAACCAAACUGCUUGAAUUUACAAGAUUCCUGCAAGAAGAAUUACAUCUGCAGAUCUCGCCUUGCAGAUUUUUUCACAAACUGCCAGCCUGAGUCACGGUCUGUUAGUAGCUGUCUGAAGGAAAACUAUGCUGACUGCCUCCUCGCUUACUCGGGGCUUAUUGGCACAGUUAUGACACCAAACUACAUAGACUCCAACAGUCUCAGUGUUGCCCCAUGGUGUGACUGCAGCAACAGCGGUAACGACAUAGAAGAAUGCUUGAAAUUUCUGAAUUUCUUCCAGGACAAUACAUGCCUUAAAAAUGCAAUUCAAGCCUUCGGCAAUGGCACAGAUGUGACUGUGUGGCAGCCAAUCCUACCAGUACAAACCACCACACUGACAACUACGACAGCUUCCAGAUUUAAAAACGUGGGUUCAGAGAGCACCAACAAUGAAAUAUCCACCCACAAUGAUUUACCAGCAUGUGCAAAUCUGCAGGCACAGAAGCGGAAAUCCAAUGAAUCUGUAGACACAGAACUCUGUCUUAAUGAGAAUGCUAUUGGGAAGGACAACACAGUCAGAGUCUCCACAAGUCACAUAUCAUCAGAGAAUUCAUCUGCUCUUCCUACAAGCUUCAGUCUAAGCACACUGCUCAUAUUGAUGACAAUUGCACUCUCAAUCUCUUUGUUCUUAAAUUCAUCAGAAACCUUGUAGCUGCAUUACAAAAGGACACGUUAAAAAAAAAAAAAAAUCUGUUCCUGUCCUCUGUUGUUUAUCUGAAAUUCCAGUUCUAGGAGCUGAGUUGAAGCACUCUGCUAAAACAGUUUCAUUCAACUGGAAUUUUUCUUUUUCUUUCUUUUUUUUUUUUAAGCUUCUUGUGAUAUUUAGGGGCUUUGUGAAAUACUUGAUGCAGUGCUACAUUCCGAACCCAAAAGGCUUUUGGGCAUGCAGUGUUAUAAAGAGACAGUAUGUAAAUUUGCCUGUUAAGCAAUCUGUUUGGAUUUUUUAUUAUUAUUUCAAUUCUGGCCUUUACCUGAGAAGGAAGAUGUCAGUUUUCUUAAGAUCCUAUUUAUCUCAUUUAACUAUUUUGAUUUUAAAAUUAAAUGAACAUCAGACUAACGAGGAUGCCAGGCUUUUGUCACAUGGUGAAUGUUCUCCCAGAGAGUGGACUUCAUGAAAUGUCUUCAUUUGAUAGAUUGCUACUGAUGUUUAACUUUUUCAGUGUAUUAGCAUUCUCCUCUUUAAAUGUUUAUGUAAUGUAAGUGGUUCUGCAUUCCCUGCUGAGAAGCCAUUAUAAGUCACAUACAGGUGUAACGUACAUCUUUUAGUUAAAAUCUCAUAAAAAACAGAGUGUAAUAAACUUUUACCAGUACUUCUAAAUUUUAAUUACAUUUAGCCUUAACAAGGGGUGAAAAUUCCUUAAAUUAACAAGAAGCAAUCAUUGUGAACACUUCAUAAUGCUAAAUUUAUUUACAUUUACAAGGAUAUACAUAAUAGAAACAAAUUUUGCUAAAGAGUUUCAAUUGUACAAUUGUUGGUCUUCUAUACUUCUAUUGUAAUAAUACAGUCUAGUUAUUUUAUUGUUGGUUUAAUAAAAAUGACAUACAAUUUAUUUCAUCUACUAAAACAGCAUUAUCUGCUUAUAUUUACAUAGUAUAACAACUCUAAAAGUUAAGGGAGCUUUAUGCCUUAGCUCUCCGAUCACACCAUUAUAGACUGAAAAUAGGACAUAAAACAGAAAUGUGAAAUUUAAAUUGUGUAUCAUUUCUUAUACUGCUAAAAUCAACACGUAAAGGCAUUGCUGAUCAUUGCUUCAGUUAUGGGCACAGUCAUGCAAACCUCAUCUAUGUAAGUAGUUUUUACUCACAUUAGUACUCCCACUCAAGCCCAUGGGACUGCUGAUAUGAGUAAGGGUUUGCAAUAUUGGACCCAUACAUGGUUUAAUGGCAAUAUUUCCAGUGCACAUGAUUUAAACACUUUUGUUUCAUUUGGUGACACCAACAUCCUAUGCUGAAUCAUGAUGAUUUUCUGUAGUAUCUAGAAGGGAUUUUUUAAAGCUUUAAAUGUCAUCAGAUAGGCAGCAUGUCUCCUAAGGGCUGUCUAUAUACCUGACUGUAGUGGCUUGGUGACUGUUACAAGCAGUUAUGUUUAAAUGAUCAACUGUAAUCUGUUUUUGUUUUUAUUGAAAGUAGACGAUCACUUUACUAGGUGUAGAGUUCAUCACUCUGAAUUUAUAGUUUUACGCUGAAACCUACAUGAUCUAUUCAGGUUUGGUUGAAAUGUCCAGAUCAGCUAUUUGCAAUAAAAAUAUAAACUAGAGAUCAUUGACUUCAGUGCUGCUAGCAAUGUGAAAAAUAUACAUCUCACUAACCAAUUGUUAAACUAUUGGCUGAUCCAUAUUUGGGAUUUUUCUUUUUACCAGGCUAAUAAAAGCAGUGCAAAAAAUUCUAAAAAUCACUUUUCUAGUUUUGGUUAUAGUCACAUAACAUACGAUUCAAAGCAUUCUCUGACAAACAUCUAGAGUACUGCAUUCCACUAAACAUAGCAAAGUAGACAACAUUACUCCUUAAUUCUGCACUGAUUAAAAAAACUUCACAUUAUUUUCAAAGGCAUAGGAGCUGCUUUUGGAGAAGAAAUAUAUAGUCUAUCGUUACUACAAAAUCCCCUGUGGUUGCUGUUGUUUUUCUUCUAAAAGCUAAUCAAAUUAUUGAAAAAUAGUUGCAACAAGAAAAAAAGAUAACAAGAUCCAAGAUUUAAAAAUAAAUUAUUUUAUGUCAAAAAGAGUUGGAAGUAUAAUCUAUUGACAUGCUAAUGCAUACAGAAUUAUAAUAGGAAAGUUUGACAUUACCCAAUUAAAAAUAUUUUCAAAACAAAUCCAUAAACAUUAAAAUGGUUAAACCCUUCUUUGAUCAACAAAGGUUUCUUUUCAAUAUCAUUUAUAUUCAGCCCAUUAAAUGUUAAAUAAUAUCUGGAGCUUUAAUAAUCUGCUAGCACAGUGCAUACAUUUUUUGAAGAUUUUUAUACAUUUGUUUUUACUACAAUAUAUCUAUGUUAUCCUGAUUAUUAUAGCUCUGAAUCAGUGCGAUUCAGAAUAAAAGCAAUUGAUCACUUAACACUGUAAACAACAAGUCUCAUUAGCAUCUGAUAACAAAAGGAAUUGUUAUUUGGCUUAACAAGAGUCAUGUGUAUAACACAGAAAUAGACUACAUUUUGUGAAGCUGGCCAUGUCUACCACAAGCAAGAAAUAGCACUCUGUUUUUUUCCUGGAUAAAUUUAAAGCACAUUGGAUUCUUAAUUUAAAAAUAAAUUGCUUAUUAAACAAGCCAGAGGAAAAAAUUAUGAGUCUGACACUUUAAAGAGGUUCUUACAGACAUCACCAUGCAAAUAUUGGUGGAUUUUUAGCAGUUGGAUAUGGUGCUGACGAUGUCAAUUUAGCACGGUGACCUUGUCAACACAGUUAUUUGCUACAGUACUAAAGUAAGCAAAUCGUUUCAUUUUUUCUUUCCCUUUACAGCUAUCAUAAUUGCAUGUACUGAGUGCUAGGCAAACACACAAAGACUGGAUUUCACACAUUCAUUCAGUGCAUUUCUAUUACCAGUAUAUCUACAGCAGUGCGAGCAGCCAUCCAAAUACAGGAUGCACCUAUUGAUGAUACCUAGGCUUUAAAUUGGAAAUGUAAUCAACUCAGUUCUUUUUAAGUAAGCUAUAUGUUUAAAUUAAAUCAUGAGUUAAAAUAAAGAUACACAAGCCAUCCUUUUUCAUUUAACGUAAUGGAACAGGUAGUUUCAUUAGAAUGAUUAGAAACACACCUCCACUUUUCAUGUUAAAUGUAUCUGAUCAUUGUCUUUGUUUCUUUUUUUAAAAACAGCAUGUUAAAGCGCUAAUGCAGAAUGUGUUGCUAUAUGGUCAGCAUUUUGCACUAUUUAACAUAUGUCUGACUUUCUCAAGUUAUUAAUAUACAAAAGAUACAAGACUAUGAGCUGCAGUAGAUACUUGCAAUUACUAGUAACAAAAACAUAAAAUAUAUGGAGGCAAAUUUCACUCUGUCAAGUACAGAGGUCCUGCAGAAGGCCCUGUGCACCACUUUGGUCAUAUACUAAGAGUCUGAUCUAAAAACUUGCUGCCAGGGCCCCUUACAUCCCAUUAAAGUCAGUGAUUGCGGAGGGCACUCAGCACCUCGCAAGACUGUGUCCAUGAGCCUUCCUUGGCGCAUGGGCCCUCUUCCCUUGAGGAAGAUUCACCUAUAUCGUGUCAUUCAGAAGAGGCAGGUGAUCUUAAUAAUUUGUAACAUAUUUUAUAGGCUCUAUCUGGAUCAUUUUUUCCAGUAAUUUUUUAUUCAGUGACAUCCUGAUAAGACCCAUCCUUUUUGAAAAUGAGUCCAUUCAUAACCUGAGGACUGUUGCCCUUUGAAUCAGUGAACUAAGAAUAUGAAAAACCACCAGGCCUGAUAGGAAAAUACUUUUACAUUAGUUCAUGGUCAUUUUGCCUUUGCCCCUCCCUGUUUCUCCUUAGAAGUAUUGCUAUUUUUCCUCAAACUUGUGGUGUAUCCUACUGCCCAUAAAAUUGUAUGAGACAUGACCAAUAUUAUGGAGUGUAAACACCAGGAAGUAGAUAUGCCUUGAGUACAUGCUAGGGGUAACAGUAGGCCAGGUCUAGAGAUGGUUGAAUUAAAAGUGACAUAUCCAGAGAGGAAAGGUAGAUAUAAACAGUAAGGAAGAAGAAUGAUGCUUAAAACACUUGCUGAGGGAAGUCAGUCACAGAUCUGUCACGUGAUAGGCCUGUCUCAUGCUGCCCAUUGGAAUUCUUUAUUGCUGACAGAGCAGAACACUAAAAGUAGGUGGAUUGAGCCAGGGAUUGUUAUUCUGGGGAAUAGCUCCUUUUAAAAUGGGUAGCAAAAGCUGGGCAAGUGAGAGGCCCUAAUCUGGCAUGUAUUAUUUCUUUAUUAUAAACUAUCUAUGCCAAACAGUUCCACUUUAUUUGCCUGUUCAAAAAAUGCAACUAUUUUGCUUUACUACAUUGGUGGGAUCUGACCCACUGAAUGAUACACAUUUACUUACAAGAGCCCUGCAUUAAAAACUGAAGCAGGGUUCCCUGUGAUGUCUCCCAGAUUCCAACGGCUUUAUGCAUACUCUCCACUUUGCAUCACAUGAGUCCAAAUAGAAGUGUGUUUGCUUCCAAUGAAAUUGGCAGGAAAAUUAAUCCAAAGAUUUCUCAUCUUUAAAUAUAUGUUCUGUUUUGCCAGCUCACUUCCUUCGGUGAUGUUUCACUUUAUGGCCAUUUCAGGCUCUCUUCAGUUCGGAACGUCAUUCUCCCCUGUUCGCCACAUGACAUUUUUUCUCUAAAGAUUUGCCUCAGCAUUUUCUUUGAGUAUAUCCUUUGCUUCUGUGAAAUGUAAACUUGGUUGAGAGCAAGAUGUUCCAUGUCUCUGUUGAACCUCUUCAUGCAAGAGCACUCAACUUCUUCUCUCCAGCUUUGUGGGAGAGACUCACCUCUACCAAAAGAGUCUGUGGUUUGUAUAAUCCUCUUGGCACUGUUUGUUUUGGGUAGAACAUCUUAAAAUAAAAAGCGGAAUUUCUGUCCUCCAGGAAAUUUUGAGAUUUUAAAAUUUGGAUUCAUCCUGAAUUAGGGAAAAAGUCAAAAUUUUGGAAUUUUUUAGGAAGUGAAAUAGCUUGUUUUGACCUUAUAGAAAGAUUUCAUUUCAAUAAAGUUGCUCUUUUGAUAAAGUCAGAAUGUUUCAAUUUUGACUUUAAUAUUGUCUUCAAAACAUUUUGACUAUUAUAAUUUAAAUAUAAUAUAAAUGUCAAAAUGAGAGUUAUAAUGAAAUGUUUUGACCUUAUCAAAAUGAAACAUUAUGAUAAUUUCCAGCAGAAAAUUUCAACAAAAUCAAUACAUUCCCAUGAAAUGUUUCAAUUUUGUAAAAUCAGCCUUUUAUGAUGACAAACGUUACAUCAGAAACAUUUUAACCAGCUCUAGUUUUGAGGCUAAGGGUUGGAGGUUUUUUUAAGCACAUUCUUCAGCUUAGUAUAGUAUCUGUCCAUCACACAACUUAAUUCUCUGUCUUUACUUGGCUAUAUUUUGUCUUUAGGGGAAGUUUUUUCUUCAUAGAUUAUGUAUUAAAAGUGGUGACCUUGGUAACCAUCAGGCCAAAUCCUGAAAUCCUUCUGCAGUGUUUUUUUAAUAGCUUGCCUAGGUAAAAUGUCAUUGAUUAAAACCUUAGAAAGAACUUCCAAGGUUUGGCCGAGAGAGUUUGUAACUUACAGGAAAAAGAGCAGGGAGUCAACCAAUUUCUCAGUGGCAUUUAUCAACAUAGAGUGUGGUAUCUAGUGUCAUGUGAUACCAUUCAGCCGAGGUCUUAGCUCCUAAUGGUAUGUCUACACUUCAGUAAAGAUCUGUGGCAUAGCCACAGCUGGUCCAUGUCAGUUGACUCAGGGCUCAGACUGCUAAAAAUUGCAGUGUAGACGUUCGGGCUCAGGCUGGAGCCAUGGCUCUGAAAUCCCAUGACAGGGGGAGCGGAGGGGAGAGUCUGAGAGCUUCAGCUACAGCCCGAGCCCAGACUUCUACACUGCUCCUUUUAGGGCCGCAACCCCCACUAACCCAAGUCAAUUGCCUUGUGCUCUGACACUUAGUACUUCAGGGGGUUUUUUUAUUGUAGUGUAGGUCUCUGUGCCCAUUUGACCAGAGCAGCUGCAGCUUCUGCUGUUUUCCUUUGCCCAGGUAUCAGUAGCUGAAUUUUGUCAUUGAGUCACUCAUUGUUUAUUACUGACUAGAUAAAGCAGCCAAACCUGAUAUGCACUUGAGCACAGUUUUUGUCCAGUUUUCCCCUUUCGUAAAAACUCCAAAAUACCUGAAUUUUUCUGCACUGCCUUCUAAUUCUCGUAGAAGGGAGAAUUUGUAGAAAUAGGGAGAAACUGGGUCAUGUAUUUAACUGUAAAUGGAUUUCUUCAAGUCACUCCCACCAAGGUGUCUCACUAAUCCACCCUUCUCCCUAUAGACCUCCAUCCUGUGAAGUCCUGAGCAUCUCCUGCAACGUGCUGAGCUCCUUCAAUUCCUACACAAGUGAAUGGGAGUUGAGGGGGCUGAGCACUUGAUGGAAUCAGGCCAUAUUUAUCUUCAGGCCCUCUCCAAGCCGGUGGAUUUAGGCAUUGACAUGGUAGAUUAAUGUAGGUAAUUAGAGAUGGUAUCUUGGCAUGACACGACUGUCCAUGUUUGCUGGCUUGUGUUCAGUGGUUUUGAAUGUGAGCGCUAAUAAUACGCAGGUCUGUAUGGCUCUAUGAUCAAACAUGCUAGACAGCUGGAGAAGUCAUUCAAAGACCUGCGGGUAUAAGUACAAUAAAUAGCCAAUUUUAUUCUUGUCGUUCAUCUCCUACUGUGUACAUUAGUUGUGGCUGAAUCCUUUGUUUACUCCUAAUUUUCUCCUCUUUGUAGCGGGUGACGCCUGAGAUUUUUUGGCUAAUCUUUGAAUGGUAAAGAGGGGCUUAAAAGGAUUUAAUAAUGGGAUACAGAGCCAUUCACCUCUGCCACUGGUUUGAAUCAGUUCAGUUCCUAGUGGACAUCUGGCCACGUUACAUAAACAGGCAGUUGUCAAAGGUCUCGCUUGAGAAGCUAUACCCUGACUGGGCCGCGGAGCCUGAAUUAACAUGUCCCCCCUAGAUGCAGGGCUAGUACAGUAACAGGCUAAGGGUGGGAUAACUGGCAUUGCCACUAUCUGUGCUGUAUGGUGCCUGUUCUGUGCCUUUACAAAAGACUUUGGCCUCCAGGGCUGCCAAGCCAGCCCUAAAUUAACUUACAAACAUGCUCACACACUGUUUUUCCAGAAAUUCAAACUGACAAAUAAGCCCAUACAAGCUUGCAGGCUCAUUGGCACUCACCCAUUAUGCUCAUGAUACAGAGCAAGCUUAUUAACCUGAUGUUUAGUUUGCCCAUCACGCUUGCCCUUCAUUGUGAACCUUAAAAAAUAAAUCUACUGAGCCACAGGGAAAUGUAGACUUCUUCAAGCACAGGAGCCAUAAAGCAAUUUUCAGAACAAAAUCAAAGAGUUAGGCUUUUAUCCUGGGUGUCUGAGUGAGCUAGAAGGAGUGAGGAGUCUCAAAGCCUUGGUGCAAGAUCUCAGAAAGACACAAAAGUGUUGGCUGAUGACCACAAUGCUUAAUUUAACUACAAAUACUGCAAACUGUAAGGGGCCAAGAAAAAGAUGUUAAUACCCUGAAACCUUAGGCUGGUAGAAAAAGAGACCCAAAUCCUGCUUGUUUGACUCUUGUCUGUAGCCCCAGUGAGACCAGUGUGGGAAUUACUCCCAUGACAAUGGCAAGCAGGAAUUAGUGGCUGAGGAACCAACAGUUUCCAAUAGCAUGAAGAGAGGGGAAAGGGAUUAUUUUUUUCACAUCUGAUUUCUAAGGUGCUAUGUUCCCUCUACACAAUAUUAGGUUAUACACCUUAUCCCUAACUAAAUUAAUCUGAGAAGACCCCUGUGUGCGAGAGAUGGAAUUCCAUCAUGCAACGUGCAGUUAAAUAUGAGUGCAUCUUUCAGGGGGUCCAGACUCUUGUUUUAUAUGAUCUGUAAUCUGUUAUCACCAUCUUCCCACCCUUCAAAAAAAAGCAUGAUGGGUAACAAAGUAAUGAAAACAAUGGUCCUAAACAGCACACUGCCAUGGCUUGUUAGGCUGACAGUUCACUGUAGUCAUUAGGUAUAUAUACAACGUGUCUUAUCUUUCCCAUGGACACGAAGCAGACUAAAGCCAUACAGUGGAAGAAAUGGCUUCACAGCACUAUGACAUGGAAGACAACUGUUGCCAAUUUGCCUUUGUUUCCCCACCCCACCCAAUGGUUAUCGCCACUGAGUUUGCUUAAUGGGGUUUAUACGAUGUUAUGUGUAUCAUCAACUUGAUAUUGAUAUAAUUAGCUGUGAUUAAUCCUCAUGCUGGGAAGCUGAGGGAGUGUUUCUUUUAGCUGAGGGUAUGUCUAAGUUUGUGUUCUUUUUAUAUAAUACAAGUUGACAAGAACUACAGCAGAGGGGG
Messenger RNA from Caretta caretta (loggerhead turtle), 10349 nucleotides. It is a transcript of the gene GFRA1, whose product is annotated as GDNF family receptor alpha 1. NCBI's taxonomy places the organism in Eukaryota, Metazoa, Chordata, Testudines, Cheloniidae. The record is from RefSeq and is a predicted model, not a curated record. Gene Ontology annotation, molecular function: signaling receptor activity. Gene Ontology annotation, cellular component: signaling receptor complex; external side of plasma membrane. Gene Ontology annotation, biological process: nervous system development.